UCAAAUCGUUGAAUAGAGUGUGCAUAUAAACACCUCAGUCUGAAUCUGUAAUCAGAUUGUAUUCAAUCGGAUUGGCAAAAAUCUUUGCAUGUAAACACAGCCAUUUAGAGCAAUGCCUUUGGCUAAUGAUGACAGAGUAAGGAGCAGAAGGUGUAAUGUCUAAACUUUAAGUUUAUGAUCAAGCAACAAUAUUUUUAGAUGUAGGCCAUGUGUAAAACAAUGAAAUAAAAGAAGGAAGGGAGCAAGGCAUUAGGCUUCUGAUGAAAUUACAGAAAUAAAAGUAGGCAUACAGCAAGGCUUUGAGUUCAUGAUGUACUUAGAGUAAGUAAGUAAGCUCAGAGCUAGGCAUGAGGCUUAUACUGUAGAAAUAUUAAAGAAUAGUCAGUGUAGACCAAGGCCUUAGGCUUAUGAUGAAGUCAGAGUAAGCAAAAGUGGGCUUCCAUCCAGGCCCCAGGCUAAUGCUGAGGUUACAGUAAGUAAAACAGGUUAAUAUAUAGGGCUUUGAUUCCUAAUGUAGUUAGUAUGAAUGAAAGAAGGUAAAGAGGGAGCCAUCAGGCUUAUAAAGAAGUUAUGAUGAUAAAGUACAAGUAGGUGCUGAACAUGCCUUUACACUGUAAAACCUAAUGAGUUCAGUGAACUUAAAUGGUGUAAGGAAACCGAUUGCCUUAAACCAUUUAAGUGUAAGUCACUGAAAUCUGAUGAGUUAGGCAAACUUAAAUGGUUUGAGGAAACCGAUUGUUUUAAACCAUUUAAGUUUAGGUUACUCAAAUCAUUUGACCAUGAGUAAUUCCCUGAACUGAGUAUGAACAACACAUUUGUUUACUACUGUAUACACUUAAGAAAAUUGAGUAAAUCACUCCUUCGAUCUUAGAAUAAUUUUGUAUUUUGGACUUAUAUAGCCACUCAAGUUCAGCUAACUCAGUAUCUUCCAUUAACAGCUAAACUAGGCUUUAAUUUUUAAUUUUAACAACUUUAUACUGAACGGCAGAACGUUUUGACAAGAAUGCCUUAAACAGCUUAACUUAAUACUGCUCUGGACCAUCUCACCCAAUAUUGUAGUUCAGCCAAGAAUGCAGAAGUAUUCAAAACCACACUGAGCGGUGGUGCAAAGUCUACAGCGACUGUGGACAGUUGCGCGUUCUGAUUGGUAGUCUACGGUCGAAUUCUGCGAUCUGAUUGGGAGUCUACGGUCGAAUUCUGCGAUCUGAUUGGUAGUCUACGGUCGAAUUCUGCGAUCUGAUUGGGAGUCUACGGUGACUCCUACACUGCGUAGACUCUAGACCAAUCGCAUUCAUGAUCGCUACCGCCGUGUGUAAGUCUAGACUAAUCGUGUGUCGGAUACUCGAUCGUUGCCGCUGUGUACAAGUCUAGAGCAGUCUCUUGUCGAUGCUUGAUCGCUGCCGCUGUGGGCAAGUCUAACGUUUCUCUGAGAUACAAGUGACCCGUUGGUGAACGUGCAUUAAGUGUUUUUAGCUAGAACUGAAGAUGGCAACCCCAGUUAUCCGCGUCGUCAACCCAGAUGCCCCUGCGAAACGUCAACAGGCUGUACUAGUGGUGACUAAAGAAGCCCGUUACUAUCGGGAGAAAAAAUGGUCUUCCCGAGACCUCCACAGGAGCUGCUGAACAAGGCCACUGCCCUGGCCCAAGCAGAGAGACUCCUUCAAGCAGAGGGUAUCCCUGCACCAUCGCAUCAGCUGUGCUUGGGAAAGCUGGUGGUGCCAUUUGGGCAGUAUGAGAAUGCCCCAUUCUGCUGGCUUGUGGCAAACGGUGUGGGCUACAUGAAAGAACAAGCACCACCAAGUGUGAUCCUACAUCAUGGCCAGGUGAUGACACUGAACUCUUAGCUGCAAGCCAGUCUGUGGAAGGUGGAGCUAGAGAGUUGGGUGCGUCUGUGGGAAAACCCCAAUGGCAUCCCGUUUGCUGACAUUUCCUGGCUCAAAGAGGACACCGAAAGAGGGCUGUUCACUCCAAUUCAAAUCUACAGGCACAAUGCUGGUCUGUUCAAGAGGCAACGGGUGAUGAAAUCGGACUGCAUGCGGUUUUACCCACCGGAACCUCCCGGCUACAUCAGGGGUGGUCUGCCAACUCCUCAGCCAAGGAGCCGAGUCUUUGUGUGGCGCCCUGUUGGAGUGUGGAGGUACUCCCUGAAGUGUCCUCGAGGUGAUGAAUGUGUGGGUAGAGGACAGAAUGUGCACCUCUACAAGUCUGGCUACCACCCCCAGGUACGCCACAUCUGUGAUGUGUCCAGCUGGUACACAAUGCUCACUGAGGUAUUGUGCUGUGGACCCUGUACAAAGACGGCCAGGAGUGGAGAAGGUGGAACAGUAGGCAUGGUGUGGAUAGGAACGUUGUGCGUCUUCUGAGGGAUUGGACCGAAGGCAACACUAUGGUCAAGGUGUGGCGGCAGAUACAGGAGAAUCAUGUUGAGGAGUACCUUCAACGUAAGGACCUGUACACCACACUCCUCAUGACUGUCGUGAAACCCAGAGGGAUCGUCCCUGCGGGCACACUGCAGAGCUUCCCUCUGCAUGGCUCCUGCGACACGCCUUCCUGCUGGCAGCGGCCAACAAUGUGCAGGAUUACAGGAGCCAAAUCCUCUCCACUUUUGGCACUGUGUUCAAAAUGGAUUCCACCAAGAAAGUGGUGAAGAAGCUGUCUGGGGAGGGUGCAGGCUCAGCUGAGUGGUUCACCAGCAUUGGAAAUGAGCACUCCCAAAUAGUUUCCUUUGUGCUGACCUGUGAGGAGUCUGCUGAGAAGCUGCAGCCGAUGUGCCAUGGAGUGAUGAACAGGUUUCGGCUGGCCAAUCAGCCUGUCCUCAAGAUCUUGUAUGUGGACAGUGGGUGUUGCCGUGCACAGGGCCUAACAGCUGUGGAGACCUUGUUCCAGCCUUGGGUGGACAAUGGGAUGGUUGUGCAUCUGGACAUCUUUCACUGGAUCCACCGGUUUGAUGCAGCCAUCCACACAGAGUCUCACUCCAAGUAUGCCAUGUUCAAGUCUGCGCUGGCUGGGACAGUGCUGGCGUACAACUGCACAGAGCUCAUCAUCAGGGCUGUCAGAGCUAAGGACCUGCCAACGCUGAAGUCUGUGUCAGAUGAGGAUGUUGUACGCCGCUAUAUUUCCAGGGAGCAGCUGAAACACCAUGUUCGGAGGGUUACACUCGGGGCUCAGGAAACAUUCCGACUCGUCCACCUGGCCAUUGAGGAGCUGAAAGGUCCCGCUGGGCGAGACGAGAAUGGAGUGAGCCUCUUCAAUACAGCUGAGGCCAUUGAGGAGAUGUGGGCAGCCCAGCAGCGACAUCUGGAGUGCAUUCAGGAUCCACCACAUAUGAACAUAUGAAUAGGGUGGCACGUACCACAACCAUCAAUAACGUGGACGUGCCCUAUUAUAAAUGUUUGUGUGGAAACAACAGCCUGGAAGGAUUCCACAAAGUUCUACCGAACAGGAUUCCAGAUAUAUAUAAGUGUAAGCUGUAGGGUCGACACUUGACCCUAUCUUUAUUCUAAUACCUUCUAUUGUGAUGUUCAGGUCACCACUGUGCAGCACGGCCCUAUCGGGUUUAUCUGAUAAGUGGCAUAGCACGGUGGAACUCAGACCGGACCUCCGAUGCUGUGUUUGGUGGCAAAGGAUGGCACCACAGGAUUUAUUCUGCGCCACUGAUUGACCGCCUCAACACCCGCUGUCGGCAGCUGUUCGGAGAGACUGUGGAGGAGAACCUCUGGGCCCCUGCUGAUGUCCCCUCCAAUGAGCUGGUUGGGUUAGAGUACCUGUUCAGCCAGAGCACGGGUGAAUCCUUCUCUCUUCAGGACAUUGUCAAUGAUGGACCCAGUCCAGAGGAGGAAGUGGUUCACCCUGAGCAGCCCGAUCCAGGUGAAGCUGAUGAGGCGUACCAGAGCGACGUGGAGGCACAUGACGAUGCACUGGAUGCUGACUUGCCUCACAUCACGCUCACUAGCGACGAAACCUCCACUGUUCACCCUCCGACCUUUGAGGAUGCCUGCAGUCCAAACCCUCUUCCUGGCUUUCAAAAGCUGGAAAUGUUCUGCUCUUUGCUGGUGAAUAUUGGCCUGACAGAGGACAAGCUGUCACUUACCACUGAGCAGAGGAACAGAGUCCUUGAAGCCUGGAAUGCAGUGGAAGAGCAUGACAAGCAGCCACAGCAUUUUAACCAGUUGUACAGAACACACUGGGGCAAUACCCUCUAUUGCUGCACAAAAAGGGAUGAUCUUGUUGAUGCUGCUGUGAUACAGAGGGUGAAGAUGGCCAAGCGCUACGCACCAGCACAACAGGACAUCAGUGCUCAGAACAACAGGCUGAUGUACACGCUGGUGAAACUUGUGGUUGCGCUCACCUCAAGGGUCUCGCACCAUUCUUUUAAUUUGUAAUUAAAUGUGUGUUUAAAAUAUUUUCAGUGUUUUGUUUUACAAAUAAAGAUGUCAGAAACAGUAA
This is a messenger RNA of Colossoma macropomum (tambaqui), 4446 nucleotides long. RefSeq lists its product as uncharacterized. The transcript has 9 exons. NCBI's taxonomy places the organism in Eukaryota, Metazoa, Chordata, Actinopteri, Characiformes, Serrasalmidae. The record is from RefSeq and is a predicted model, not a curated record. Bases 2623 to 3336 code for a protein of 237 amino acids.